GCCACCAGGACGUAAAUCAGGCGGAAAUAGAAAACCAAGAUGUCAACAAGCUCUGAUGCUAACAGGCUAAUAGGCUAACCCGACAACAACUGCCCUUUUACACUGGUCUAACGUGUCUAACAGGGACAUUUUUUAUAUUCGUUAACUGAUAAGCUUAUCGGGUCCAAAAGUCUGUCACUCGUGCAGUUUGGAGCGGAAAAGCGUGUGAGUGGUGCGGUACUGUGUGAGCUAAAGCUAACUAAAGAUAACUGCUAACGGCUCUUCCAGUCUUCCUGUCUACAGCUCGCCCGCAUUAAAACUCGGGCCAGGAUGGCGGGGAAGCUGGGUGAGGAGCGGCUCAAGGAGAUGGAGGCUGAAAUGGCCCUCUUUGAGCAGGAGGUCCUUGGAGGCCCGGUCCCAGGAGGCCCCUCGGUGAUGGAGGCUGUGCCCAUGGCCCUGGCUGUGCCCAUGGUGCGGCCCAUCAUCGGCACCAACACCUACCAGCAGGUCCAGCAGACCCUUGAGGCCAGAGCUGCUGGCUUCGUGGGACCUCCAGGACCUACCUUUGUGGCUCCAGUGCGGGCUCCUCCUCCCAUGAUGCGGCCAACCUUCGUGCCUCACAUCCUGCAGAGGCCUGGCACUCGGUUGCCCAUGGCCCCGCCUCUGCCCCGCCCCCCACCUCCACCUCCCAUGAUGGUGCCCCCUCCGCUCCAGAGCCAGGCACAGGUGUCCCAGCCCAUCCAGCACAUGAGCGUCACAACUGGGGUGGGAGACAUGAUGACACCCAUGGGUGACUCUAGCGUGUCUGCAGUGGUCACCAGCAGCGCCCCUGUGAUCCAGGCAGCACCCACAGUUUACUCGGCCCCUCCCGCCACCGUUGUGCGCAAACCAGAGCGCACGCAGAGGCAGGCCCGCAUGGAGGAGCUGGCGGCGCGUGUGGCAGAGCAGCAGGCCGUCGUCAUGGCAGCAGGACUUCUGAACAAGAAGGACCCCGAGGAGAGCCCCACCACAAUGAGAGUCAGCAGACCCGAGCCAGAGCCACCUCACAUUGAGGUGGAGAGUGUAUCUGAGGACAAGAGGAAGUCAAAGGGGGACAAGUUGAAGAAGUGUAUCCGCACAGCAGCAGGGACAUCUUGGGAGGACGCGUCUCUCUUGGAGUGGGACUCAGAUGACUUCCGGAUCUUCUGUGGAGACCUGGGGAAUGAGGUGAACGAUGACAUCUUGGCCCGAGCGUUCAGCAGAUAUCCCUCUUUCCUCAAAGCAAAGGUGGUCCGAGACAAACGGACCGGAAAGACCAAGGGCUAUGGUUUUGUGAGCUUUAAAGACCCGAACGACUACGUGAGAGCCAUGCGUGAGAUGAACGGGAAGUACGUGGGCAGCCGUCCCAUCAAACUGCGGAAAAGUAUGUGGAAGGAUCGAAACAUUGAAGUGGUCCGCAAGAAGCAGAAGGAGAAGAAAAAACUGGGGCUGCGGUGAUGUCUGCUCACAUGAGUUUAGUUUUGUUCAGAGAUGUGAUUCUGUAAAUGCUUUUAGUUAAUAAAAGGUCAAAAUGAA
This is a messenger RNA of Periophthalmus magnuspinnatus, 1533 nucleotides long. It is a transcript of the gene rbm42, whose product is annotated as RNA binding motif protein 42. The record is from RefSeq and is a predicted model, not a curated record. NCBI's taxonomy places the organism in Eukaryota, Metazoa, Chordata, Actinopteri, Gobiiformes, Gobiidae. The transcript has 12 exons. The coding region runs from base 310 to 1455 and encodes 381 amino acids. Gene Ontology annotation, molecular function: mRNA binding.